Molecule: messenger RNA, 2519 nt
Organism: Xenopus tropicalis (tropical clawed frog)
Lineage: Eukaryota; Metazoa; Chordata; Amphibia; Anura; Pipidae
Gene: ranbp3
Product: RAN binding protein 3
Cellular component (GO): cytoplasm; nucleus
Source: RefSeq, marked provisional
CUGUGAAAGCGUCCGCGAAGCAUUGUGGGAGCGGCUGAGGCGGUAAAAUGGCGGACCUGGCAAACGAAGAAAAGCCUGCUAUAGCACCUCCUGUCUUUGUGUUUCAGAAGGAUAAGGGACAGAAGAGAUCAGCUGAUGGUUCCAGUCCAGAGCAAGAAGAUUCUGACAGAGAAGAUAGCAGUUACUGCCCACCUGUAAAAAGAGAGCGAACCUCCUCCUUUUCACAGUUUCCUCCUUCACAGUCUGUGACGAAGAACAAUGUCUUCAUGCCAUCUAGCUUCUGUCAACCCUCCACUGGUAAUUCUGACUCUGAGCCAGAGGAGAAAUGCAGUGGAUUCAGGCUAAAACCCCCCACCCUUAUUCAUGGACAAGCACCUAGUGCAGGUCUUCCAAGCCAGAAACCUAAGGAGCAGCAGCGCAGUGUUCUGCGUCCAGCAGUAUUACAAGCUCCACAGCAGAAGACCUUUUCGGCACCUGGCUUCAGUAGUGGAACAAAUGGCAUCAGUCUGUCUUCUGAACCCUCAGCUUCCUGCCCAGAUGCUCCAGCAGAAAGCCCAUCCAUACAUCAGAUAAACUCUGAUGCUGAUAGAAAAGACAGCAAUGCACAGACAGAGUCUUGUAUUGUAAAAGACUCCAGUGAAGACUCAGAACAGGGUGAGCAGAAGACACAACAGUCCUUCGUCUUUGGGCAGAACGUGCGUGACAGGGUAAAACUUGGAGUGCAAAGUAAAGAUUCACCUGAUGAUGAGAAAGUGGGGUCCCAAGGUGUGGAUGCCCCAGCACAGACCAAUUACUUUCUACAGUACAUCAGCUCAAGUCUAGAGAACUCUACGCACAAAUCUGAAGCAGCCAGCAACAAGUUUGUAUUUGGACAGAAUAUGAUUGAGCGAGUUCUGAGUCCACCCAAAGCAGAGCCAAGCUCUGACAGCAACAAGGAGAAUUCUGUUUUAGAGAGUGGGUCUGAAAGUUCUUCACUGGACAACACUCCAGAAAAAUCUAAUAAUAUCUCAGAAUCCCUGGAAGAGUCUGCAGCUGCCUACACAAAGGCUACUGCAAAAAGAUGUUUGCUGGAGAAAGUUGAGGUUAUCACAGGAGAGGAGGCAGAGAGCAAUGUAUUGCAGAUUCAAUGCAAAUUGUUUGUGUUCGAUAAAGUGUCGCAGUCCUGGGUAGAGAGAGGUCGAGGUCUCUUAAGGCUGAAUGACAUGGCCUCCACAGAGGAUGGCUUACUACAGUCCCGUCUGGUUAUGCGCACGCAAGGUAGCCUGCGGUUAAUUCUUAACACUAAACUCUGGGCGCAAAUGCAAAUAGACAAAGCCAGUGAAAAAAGCAUCCGCAUCACUGCCAUGGACACAGAGGACCAAGGUGUUAAAGUUUUUCUGAUAUCGGCAAGCUCUAAAGAUACUGGACAGCUUUUUGCUGCAUUACAUCACCGCAUCCUUGCUUUAAGGAGUCAUGUUGAGCAGGAGGCUGAAAUAAAGUGUCCAGAACCUGUUAGGGAAGUGGCCCAGUCCAUUGAAGAGGACAGUGAUGAUGAUGACGAUGUCCUCACCCCCUCAGGGGCAAAUGUUGGAGCACCCGGUGACGAGGGAGACAAGCUACCAGCAUCCAGUACAUAGCACCCACCUCUUACAACAGCUCCCCUUUAACCUCAUUGGGUGAUAGUCCACCGCUCCCUUCUAACCUUAUGGAGUAUUGAAGACCAGCUCCUAAAAGCAAGGCAGAGCUUAAGGACACAGACUUCUCACCCAUCCCCUGGAACUGCUAUUUUUUUUUUUUUUUUUUUUCACGUUAAAUCAGAAUAAACAUACUUUGGGUUCCUAUCAAGGUAUUUUUAUUUUUCUUCCCCCUGAAGAUGUUACACGUGGAAUCCAUCCAAUCUUAUACAUGAAGAGCUUUUGCCUGGAUGUCUGAGGAUAUAACCGCUCAUCAUAUUGAUGAGCCAAAGAAAAUUUCCACCUGCCCCACCACCCUCUUGUAACUGAAGUUGACAGCAAAGACAAUACCAUCAUUCAAAAAUGUAAUUUUCUUUUUAUAUAAUGAAAUGUUGCCUCAGUCUUUUCCUAUUGCGUCCCCCCAACCUCCAAAAAAAAUCUGUGUGUGUAAAUAUAUGUAUAAAUUUUUUUCAUGCCCUUCAUUGCUUUUAUUUUUGGAUUCUUGACCAGGACCUACCCAUUUUCUGAGAGAUGUAUAGGACCAUCCUACCUUUCCCAAGUCCCUCCACUUCUAAACUUUAAAUGACUGCCAUCUGUGGCUUAUCAAAUUGGAAUACACUUUGGAGCUACACACAGUUUUAAAAACACUCUUGGACAAAUUGCAUUCUCCUUUAAGACUUAAAACCUAUUGGUUAUAAAUGGGAUAUUCCAGUUUUUCUCCUUUCCUUUUUCUGGGUAACUUUCUGUUGUGCUUCAAGAUAUUUUUUUAGUUUGACAUAUAUGCUUUUUUUUGUGUGCUAAAAAAGUGAAAUGUUAUUUUUUUGUAUCCUUAUUUAAGGGAAAGAGUUAAGGAAUUCUGUAUUCUCA